GGGGAUAAUUCUUCUUCGCCAUUUUGCUUUCUUGUUGCUGCUCAGUGGUGUCGUGCUUUUUGUGGACUACAUUUUUAAACAAGAUGGCAUCCAAACGGUCGGUGGCUUCAAAUGCUUCCCCCAGCGAACCGAAGCGUCGAAGGAAAACUCUGACCAUUAUUGAAAAGGUGGAACUCCUUGACAUGUUGAAGUUAGGUCAAAGCUACACGAGUGUCGGCCGUCAUUACGGAAUCAACGAAUCGACAGUUCGCUGCAUAAAGAAGGAGGAAAAAAACAUCAGGGCGACGGCAGCGAUUACUCUUAAUAGGAACGCGAAGAGGGUGAUGACUCCGCGGAAUAAGACCAUUGUGAAGAUGGAGUCUGUACUGGCGGUGUGGAUCGGUGAAUGCAAGAAUAACAACAUCCCGCUGGACGCCAACAUCAUCCGCGCGAAGGCGAAGAAUAUAUAUGAAGAUUUUGUUAAAAAUUAUGACUGUGACGACGUCGAAGAAGGUACAUCGACUUCAUUUAUUGCCAGCAAGGGCUGGUUCGACAAGUUCCAGAGACGCUUUAAAAGCGUUUCUCUGCAUAGAGAAGACGCCUCGGUGGAUUAUGUCGCGAUCAAGGAAUUUGUCCACUCCACGUUUAAAACUAUUGUCCGAGAAAGAAGCUACCAGCCCGAGCAAGUUUUCAACAUGGCCGAAACUGGUUUAUUUUGGAAGCGAAUGCCGUCUCGCACUUUUAUUAUGAAGGAGGAAGCCAACGCUCCUGGAUUUAAGGCUCAAAAAGAUCGCUUGACUUUAGUUAUGUGUGGGAAUGCUGCCGGAUUUAUGAUAAAGCCAGGGAUUAUUUAUAAAUCCGAAAACCCAAAGGCCCUGAAAAAUAAGAAUAAAAACGUGCUGCCUGUGUUCUGGAUGCAUAAUCCAAAGGCCAGGAUGACAAACUCACUUAUCUCAAAUUGGUUCCACCAGUGUUUUAUACCGGAAGUCAGACUGUAUCUGGCAGAGAAAGGACUCGAAUUUAAAGUACUUUUGCUCUUGGAUAAUACUGAAGGCUACACUGUUGAUGUGUCAUUUGAUGGCGUGCAGAUAGAGUUCUUGCCCUCAAACACCACCUCGCUAAUUCAGCCCAUGGAUCAAGGUGUUAGUCUUGCAUUUAAAGCUCUUUACACACAAAGUAUUCUGCAAAACCUUGUCGAUGCAAAGGACUCUGAUGAGAACUUCACACUAAAAGCGUACUGGCGUGACUACACCAUUGCGUCGUGUCUCCUAAAUAUACAGAGAGCCGUAAGUGAGAUCGAGAGUGAAACAUUAAAUUUGUGCUGGAAAAAGAUGUGGCCGGAAGUGGCGCACAACAAGGGAUUGACUCCUGAUGAAGUCCAUCGCUGUGCAGUUGACAAGGUGGUGAAGCUGGCAAAAAUGCUGCGAGGAGAGGGCUUCAAUGACAUGACUUCUUUUGACGUAAAUGAGCUGAUCGACGCCCACUCGCAACCAUUGUCAGAUGAAGACCUGAAGGAUUUGAUGACGUCUGCAAGGGAAGAAGAGGAGCAAGAGCUAUUGGGCGUUGAGGAGGAUGCUGAGGUUGGUCUGACACUGGAUCGCCUCGCAGCCAUGGUCAGAAUGGCCAAAGAAGUACAGCAGAUGGCACAAGAAUGGGACCCCCACAUGCUUCGUUCGUUGCAGUUUUCAAAUACCAUCGAGGGUGGCAUGACUGUUUAUAAAAACCUUCUUGCCCAGAUGAAGAAGAAGAAGCAGCAGCAACUUCCAGUCACUACGUUGAUCGCGCGUGAGAAGAGGUCAUUUACUCACAUCAUUGAGGAACAUCUUUCCCAUCAGCCACAGGAGUGGAGUCCUAAACGGAAGCAAGAGGAGCCACAGCCCCCACAUAUUAAAAAGGAAGAGGAGGAACACUGCAUCAUUCAGAAGGGAGAACAUUUUGAAGGGUUUGAAGUGUUCCCAGUGAUUGAUGCCUUUGUGAAGAGUGAGGAUGAUCAAGAAGAAAGUGGAGGAUCACAUUUAGACAAUCUCUUAGCCCCGAUAUCAGAUGACGACACAAUGUCACACUUUCCUGACACAGAUGAUGAUGAAGACUCUAAAGCUGAUAUGUCAUGUGAAACUAACAACACACAAUACACACUGGAGAGAAACCUUUUUCCUGUUCAGUGUGUAGUAUAGGUUUUGCGUGAUAACAUUUUUAAGAACAGACUGGACAGAAACUGUUUAUAUGCUCAGUGUGUGGUGAAAGUUGCACACAGAAAGCAAACUGCAUACAUUGGAUACAAAACAAACUUUUGUGUUCAAUCUGAAACAAACACUUCAGUGACCGAAGAACACCUUAGCACACAUGGGGAGACACACUAGUUAGAACAUGUUGAGUUGGAGUGUGUGUGAUUACAGAUUUCACCAGUUUGACAAUCAGUGUGCUGGUUUGAAACUGCAGCUGUAAAUUAAGUUAAGUACCAAUGAUUGUCACACACACACUAGGUGUGGCAAAAUUAUUUUCUGCAUUUGACCCAUCAUUUUUGGUGAUUUAACCCUCAAUUCCAACUCUUGAUGCUGAGUGCCAAGCAGGGAGGUAAUGGAGCUACAUCACAUAUUUUCAGUUUCUCAUUUCAACACGUUCAAAAAGGAGUAGGAAGAAUCAGAAUCAGAAAUACUUAAUUCAUCCUCGAAGGGAAAUUAAAAUUUUCAGCACAAUCCCAUUCAAGAUCAGACAAACAUUACAGGGAGACAGAAAAGGAUCGCAGAGCUUAUUUAAUCCUACCCCUUUCCCACUUAAUUUUGACUGUCUAACAACAUCACCUGGGUUUACAUUAGAUCCCUUUUCCUGGAUCUAUAAAACGCGUUUCCAUAUGAGUUGGGAAAUUGUGUUGGAUGUAAUUAUAAACGGAAUACAAUUAUUUGCAAAUCCUUUUCAACCCACAUUUAAUUGAAUGCACCACAAAGACAAUAUAUUUGAUGUUCAAACUCAUAAACUUAAUUUUUUUUUGCAAAUAAUAAUUAACUUAGAAUUUCAUGGCUGCAAGAGAUGCCAAAGUAAAUGGGAAAGGGCAUGUUGACAACUGUGUUACAUCACCUUUUCUUUUAACAACACUCAAUAAACUGAGGUAACUAAUUGUUGAAGCUUUGAAAGUGGAAUUCUUUCCCAUUCUUGUUUUAUGUAGAGCUUCAUCCGCUGUCGUAUUUUACGCUUCAUAAUGCGCCACACAUUUUCGAUGGGAGACAGGUCUGGACUGCAGGCGGGCCAGGAAAGUACCCGCACUCUUUUUUUUUUUUUACAAAGCCACGCUGUUUUAACACAUGCUGAUAGUGGCUUGGAAUUCUCUUGCUGAAAUUAGCAGGGGCGUCCAUGAAAAAGACGGCGCUUAGAUGGCAGCAUAUGUUGUUCUAAAACCUGUAUGUACCUUUCAGCAUUAGUGGUGCCUUCACAGAUGUGUAAGUUACCCAUGCCUUGGGCACUAAUGCACCCCCAUGCCAUCACAGAGGCUGGCUUUUGAACUUUGCGUCGAUAACAGUCAGGAUGGUUCGCUUCCCCUUUGGUCCAGAUGACACAAUGUCGAAUAUUUCCAAAAACAAUUUGAAAUGUGGACUAAUCAGACCACAGAACACUUUUCCACUUUGCAUCAGUCCAUUUUAGAUGAUCUCGGGCCCAGAGAAGCCGGCGACAUUUCUGGAUGUUGUUGAUAAAUGGCUUUCGCUUUGCAUACAGAGUUUUAACUUGCACUUAGAAGUAGCGACAAAUUGUAUUUAGUGACAGUGGUUUUCUGAAGUGUUCCUGAGCCCAGGUGGUGAUAUCCUUUACAGUGCCGUCUGAGGGAUCAAAGGUCACGGUCAUUCAAUUUUGGUUUCCAGCCAUGCCGCUUACGUGGAGUGAUUUCUCCAGAUUUUCUGAAACUUUUGAUGAUAUUAUGGACCGUAGAUGAUGAAAUCCUUAAAUUUCUUACAAUUGCACUUUGAAGAAUGUUUUUCUUAAACUGUUUGACUAUUUGCUCACGCAGUUGUGGACAAAGGGGUGUACCUCACCCCAUCCUUUCUUGUGAAAGACUGAGCAUUUUUUGGGAAGCUGUUUUUAUACCCAAUCAUGGCACCCACCUGUUCCCAAUUAGCCUGCACACCUCUGGGAUGUUCCAAAUAAGUGUUUGAUGAGCAUUCCUCAACUUGAUCAGUAUUUAUUGCCACCUUUCCCAACUUCUUUGUCACGUGUUGCUGGCACCAAAUUCUAAAGUUAAUGAUUAUUUGCACAAUUUUUUUUUUUAUCAGUUUGAACAUCAAAUAUGUUUUCUUUGUAGCAUACUUAAAUGAAUAUGGGUUGAAAAUGAUUUGGAAAUCAUUGUAUUCCGUUUAUAUUUACAUCUAACACAAUUUCCCAACUCAUAUGGAAAUGGGGUUUGUAUAUAUAAAAUAAACAAAGUGCAAAGCCAUAGGCUCACUCAAUUUCAGUAAAUAACUCAAAUUUGGAACACAGCAUCAUCAUUUUCACAGCGUUUUUGUUGUUAGAGGUAGAGAGCGUUUUAAUGUAGAGUUCUAAAUCUUUUUUAAAGGCACAAAAGACAGGUCGGGUAUUGAGAAACUUACAUUUAUGAAUAUAAAACUUAGCCAAUAGAAUAAUAAGGUUGCAAAUGUAAAAUUAAUUUUCAAAUUUUUGUUCAUAUAUUGCAAAACCAAAUAUCACAUUUUUUUAAAACAAAGCACACAUUUGAAACGACAGAUGCUCUGCCAUAGUGCACAAGCUGAGCAAAUUUAGCGACCUUGGAAGCGUACUGAGGUAGGAGGAGAAUAAUUAUUUAUUUAUUGUAAAACAAGUGAUUCAUUUCAUUUAAAACAAAUGGGGAGUGUCAUUAUUUGUAUUUACUAUAAAAUAUGUUUAUAGGUUUAAAAAUGUAAACAUGAUUUAUGCAUUGUUUGUGGAAGUAUGGUACGAUGGCAUUUGUAUUUUCUCGCUCAAAUUAAUGGGGACAUUGUCGCUUUCUCGGUCCGAAUAGCUCUAGCUACUUCUGGCUAUGAUUGUAAACAAUGUGAGGAGCCCUACAACCCGUGACGUCACGCGCACAUCGUCUGCUACUUCCUUUAAAGGCAAGGCUUUUUUAUUAGCGACCAAAAGUUGCAAACUUUAUCGUGGGUGUUCUCUACUAAAUCCUUUCAGCAAAAAAAAUGUCAAUAUCGUGAAAUGAUCAAAUAUGACACAUAGAAUGGACCUGCUAUCCAUCCAUCCAUACAUUUUCUACCGCUUAUUCCGUUUAAAUAAGAACAUCUCAUUUCAGUGGGCCCUUAAGUCGAUGAUUACUUCUAUGUGUAGAAAUCUUUAUUUAUAAUUGAAUCACUUGUUUAUUUUCCAACAAGUUUUUAGUUAUUUUUAUAUCUUUUUUUCCAAAUAGUUCAAGAAAGACCACUACAAAUUAGCAAUAUUUUUGCACUGUUAUACAGUUUAAUAAAUCAGAAACUGAUGGCAUAGUCCUGUAUUUUACUUCUUUAUCCCUAUUUUUCAACCAAGAAUGCUGUGCUUUGAUUAGGGGGUACUUGAAUUAAAAAAAAUUUUCACAGGGGGUACAUCACUGAAAAAAGGUUGAGAACCACUGGUUUAGGAUGUUGGUGAAGAGUGCAAUGCCCUCGCCACCAGACGGUGGCAGUGAUAAAAUGUACUAACUCUCAUGUUUGCCGGAAAUGCAUAAAAAAACAAAAAGGGUCGGCAUUGGCAAGAUGUCGAAAAUAGUCAGUCCCUUGUGUACAUAUUUCGGUAAUGUAAAAAAAUACUAUUAAACCCCGCCACAAUUCGUGCAUUAUACAUUUGUCUGCGGCUAAGUUAGCUUGUUUGCAGCUAACAAAGGAGUGCGAAUUCCCACUAGAAAUGGAACGCACAGCAACUGAAUUGUUUUUGAAAA
This is a messenger RNA of Nerophis ophidion (straightnose pipefish), 5857 nucleotides long. RefSeq names its product tigger transposable element-derived protein 1-like. The transcript has 2 exons. Gene Ontology annotation, cellular component: nucleus. The record is from RefSeq and is a predicted model, not a curated record. Gene Ontology annotation, molecular function: DNA binding. Lineage: Eukaryota; Metazoa; Chordata; Actinopteri; Syngnathiformes; Syngnathidae. The coding region runs from base 84 to 2153 and encodes 689 amino acids.